UUCUUCUUUACUCGCUUCAUUUCUUGCUUUCGAUUCCAGUUCCCAUUCCAAUCUGCCCCUCCGAAUCUCCACCGCGAUGGCCUCCGCCUCCUCCGCCGCCGCAGGUGCCGGAGUUCUCCUACUCCUCGCAUCCUUCCUUGUCCCGGCCGCCGACGCGGCCGGGAUCGGCUUCGAGUUCCACCACCGGUUCUCCGACCGCGUGCGCGAGUGGGCGGAGGCACGCGCAGUUCCGGGCGUGUGGUGGCCCGAGAAGGACACCGUCGAGUACUACGAUGCCCUUGCGGACCACGACCGCGCUCUCCGCGGCCGCUCCCUGGCCUCGGGAGACGGCUCCGUGCUCAGCUUCGCUGAUAGCAACGCCACCCUAAGAAUCAGCUCGCUCGGAUUCUUACAUUAUGCCUUUGUUGAGCUGGGUACGCCGAAUUUGACGUUCUUUGUCGCCUUGGACACUGGGAGCGAUCUAUUCUGGGUUCCUUGCGACUGCCGGCAGUGCUCCUCGGUCACUUUACAGAAUGGUGAAUUUAACACAUAUAGUUCUAGUAAUUCAUCAACGAGCCAGAAGGUCUUCUGCAACAACACUUUAUGUGAUCAGCCAAAUGCAUGCACUUCAGCAACAAACAGUUGCCCUUAUCAAGUUGACUAUUUGUCUGCAAAUACUUCAUCUUCUGGGGUUUUAGUAGAGGAUACUUUAUAUUUGAUGACGGAGGGUCCAAGCCCUCAAGUUGUUGAAGCACCAAUUGUGUUCGGAUGUGGAAAUAAUCAGACUGGUUCAUUUCUAGAUGGUGCAGCUCCCAAUGGUUUGUUUGGCCUUGGUUUGGAUAGGAUUUCUGUCCCUAGCAUUUUAGCAAGUAGGGGAUUCACUUCAGAUUCCUUUUCAAUGUGUUUUGGAUCUCGUGGAAUUGGAAGAAUCAAUUUUGGAGACAAAGGCAGCUCAGAUCAACAAGAAACUCCGCUAGUUAUGAACAGCAGACAUCCAACAUACAUAAUCAACAUAACUGAAAUUUUUGUUGGGACUACCUCAAUUAACAUUGGGUUUCCUGCAAUUGUGGAUUCGGGUACCUCUUUCACAUCCUUGUCUGAUCCAAUGUACACAUUGAUCACUCAAAGUUUCAAUGCUCAAGUACAGGAAAGACGUAUAAAUGUCGCUUCAAAUUUUACUUUUGAAUAUUGUUAUGAACUUAACACGACACAGACUUCGAUUUUCUUACCUGAAAUAAAUUUCACAACAAAUGGGGGAAGCGUCUUUGCUAUAAAUCAUCCAAUCAUUUUGCUUCGAUCACAGACUAUGGUUGCAUAUUGCCUAGCUAUUGUGAAUCUCGACGGGAUCAAUAUAUUUGGACAAAACUUCUUGACUGGUCUUCAUGUCGUCUUCGAUAGAGAAAGGCGCAUCUUGGGGUGGAAGAAUAGUGACUGCUUCACAGAGAACACUAGUACCCUGGCUUCUUCUCCUGCACCUGUCCAAGUUCAUGCUCCAGCUUCUUCUUCUUCUUCGGGUGGUUUCACUCAGGAAGCAACGAACUCUGGGGGAAACAGUUCUCAAGUUCCUACAAGUUCUUCGAGUGACUCAUUGCACUUGAAGACCAUGUCGAGUUUUAGCACGGCGAUUCUAAUGCUCUCUUUGGCUUUCGUCUGGCAAUCCUUCUUAGGAAACACUACACCUUAGCUUCAUCCAAAGCUUGACCACACAUAGGCUACACAGGAAAAGCUUGAUCAUUAUAUAUAUAUAUAUAUAUAUAUUUCUUCCCUACUGAAUUUUACAUUCUUUUGGGUUAUUGAUGUAUAAUCAAAGCUUGACCACACAUAGGCUACACAGGAAAAGCUUGAUCAUUAUAUUUAUAUAUAUUUCUUCCCUACCGAAUUUUACAUUCUUUUGGGUUAUUGAUGUAUAAUUUGCAAUCCCUGGUAUAGAUUGUAAUUGAUUGUGUUGAAUAACUAGAAAUAAGUAUAGUGGAGCAAAUUUCAAACCA
Messenger RNA from Zingiber officinale, 1967 nucleotides. Its product is annotated as aspartyl protease family protein 1-like. The transcript is spliced from 10 exons. Lineage: Eukaryota; Viridiplantae; Streptophyta; Magnoliopsida; Zingiberales; Zingiberaceae. Gene Ontology annotation, molecular function: aspartic-type endopeptidase activity. Gene Ontology annotation, biological process: proteolysis. The record is from RefSeq and is a predicted model, not a curated record. The coding region runs from base 77 to 1663 and encodes 528 amino acids.